UCCCUGGCCAUUUAAAGAUCAACUUUCAUCAUGAAUGACACAGUAACUAUCCAGACCAUGAAGUUCAUGACCAACAGACUACUUCAUUGGAAGCAAAUGGUAACUGAUGUCUUCACUCUGGGAAGGCAGCCCAAGACAGAAAUUUGGGAAAAACUAGCCAAAAUAUAUAAGACCACACCAGAUGUCAUCUUUGCGUUUGGAUUCAGAAUCCACUCUGGUGGUGGCAAGACAACUGGCUUUAGCAUGACUUGUGAUUCCUUGGAUUACACAAAGAAAAAUGAACCCAAGCAUAGACUUGAAAGACAUGGCCUAUAUGAGAAGAAGACCUCAAGAAAACAGAGAAAGGAACAUAAGAACAGAAUGAAGAAAGUCAGGGGGACUGCAAAGGCCAAUGUUGGUGCUGGCAGAAAGGAGCAAAGAUUCUUCGGUGACUAUCUGUGGUGAUUGUGCAGAUUUUUCAUGAGAGGAUUAAUAAACUAAGAACUUUUAA
Pipistrellus kuhlii (Kuhl's pipistrelle) is the source of this 490-nucleotide messenger RNA. RefSeq names its product 40S ribosomal protein S24-like. Lineage: Eukaryota; Metazoa; Chordata; Mammalia; Chiroptera; Vespertilionidae. The transcript has a single exon. Bases 31 to 444 code for a protein of 137 amino acids. Gene Ontology annotation, molecular function: structural constituent of ribosome. Gene Ontology annotation, cellular component: ribosome. Gene Ontology annotation, biological process: translation. The record is from RefSeq and is a predicted model, not a curated record.